AUGGUAUACCUUGAAACAUCAGAACUCGGCUUUAGUUUUCGAUUCAAACGGCCAAUUAAUCGCUUGGCCUCCUGUUUGAACAGUUGUCGCCUACGACUCAGCUCCACUUGGCCUCAACUUCGCUCAAACAGGUUUACAAGGGCACCAUCUCACAAGGAGAGGAAACCCAGUACAACUGAGGACACAGAAGGAUCAAUAUCGAAACCUGUUCAAAAACCUUUGUUACCAGUAUUUGAUAACAAUGCAUCCCUCGACACAGAUGGCACACCUCUACCUACUGGGUGGGUACCUUGCAUAGACAGCGCGAAUCGCAAAUUCUAUGCCAAUAAUUACACGAGGACCACGUUAUGGAAAAGCAAGCCAACAACCUUGGAUCUCGGCGACAAAAAUCGUAACCUCAAAGAUUUACCUACUGGAUGGGUGACUGGUGUAACCACAGAUUCUCGGAUAUGUUUCGUCAAUCGCAAUACUCAGACCCAAAGUUGGACCGAUCCAAGGAGUCCUCCUGGAUGGAGCAAGAGAUUCGACGAAGAAGGCAGGCCGUAUUUUGUUGACUAUAACAAUUUAACUGCGACUUGGGACGACCCAAUGCAAAAUAUGUUUGCGACAGACCCUUUGGAUAUCUUCAUGCGCAAGAUUUUAUUCUUCAAUAGAAGAAAUUCUAUCAGAAUUCAAGAAGGAGCCUCUGAAAUAAGCGUGCGAAAGAGCGUCAUCCGUAAAGAUACCUUUGCGUUUCUCAGGAAAAUACAGGAGACACCAAGGGCCUCUCUGCGUCGCUAUCCUCGCGUGACGUUUAAGGAUGAUUUGGAUUGCAAAGAGCCUGUCCAAGAAUGGCUCGAUUUGGUACGAGAUGAUUUGCUGCAGGAAGAUGGACCCUUCGAGAUAGACGAUACCGGUUCUUUUAAAAAACUCAAGAGAUCACUUUGGACACGUAUCUUAAUGGUUUUCUGUCAUAAAUAUGGAUGGCUUUGUGGGAUGGCUGUAUUCCAUGGGUUUUUCGUGGACCCUAGACUGGCCUCAAUCUUACAUGGCGAUCUCACCCGCAUUAGCCCAGUCACCGAACGAAAUCCCGUUAAUUUUGGACAUACCAAGAUACUUGACCCAAAAGACUACCUUUUACUUGGCUUUUGUAAUGUGGUAGAUCGUCAGAUGUUUGAAGGGUAUUCCCUCAUUGAACUGGAACGGCUAUUUGGAAGAGUGACCACACUUCAGAAAGAAUACUGUGCAACAUACACCAUGUUCGAUGAAAAAAUCGAAAAACGCACUGACAAGGACUCCAUGGCUGUUAAUGGCUCUUCAAUUUCUUCUAAAUCCGAUAUUCACCUGGAUUGGUUCUGGAAAAUUGCCGGCUCAUGGGCUCCUGAGGAACAACGAGCGCUAUUUACCUAUGUAACGGGAAGCGUGCGCAUACCCGCGAGUGACCUGAUCAAAGUCAUGAAAACCCCAGACGGAAACAUCCAACGCGUCACUAUACCAGGAAAAAAGGUCAAACGCGAAGCUCUCCCACUAAGGGACAUUGAUGUCCCCCAACAUAUUUUGUUUAUCCCACCGUUCGAAAACUACGAGGCGAUGGAACGCGCUUUGAGAUCAGUCGUGUUUGAUGAUGACAAGGCGGUAGGUAAAACUUAUCUUGGGUAUGAGUGUAUGUAA
Messenger RNA from Psilocybe cubensis, 1650 nucleotides. RefSeq lists its product as uncharacterized. The transcript has 3 exons. Bases 1 to 1650 code for a protein of 549 amino acids. Gene Ontology annotation, biological process: positive regulation of transcription by RNA polymerase II; hippo signaling. Gene Ontology annotation, molecular function: protein binding; ubiquitin-protein transferase activity; transcription coactivator activity. Gene Ontology annotation, cellular component: nucleus; cytoplasm. The record is from RefSeq and is a predicted model, not a curated record. Lineage: Eukaryota; Fungi; Basidiomycota; Agaricomycetes; Agaricales; Agrocybaceae.